This is a messenger RNA of Staurois parvus, 330 nucleotides long. Lineage: Eukaryota; Metazoa; Chordata; Amphibia; Anura; Ranidae. The record is from the annotation of a GenBank genome assembly.
UCAGUGUGGCCCCAGAAGUGCCACCUGUCAGUGCUCAUCAGUGCCAGUGCCCAUCAGUGCCACGUGCCAGUGCCCAAUCAAUGCCACAUAUCAGUGCAUACCUGCGCACAUCAAUGCCACAUAUCCGUGCCCAUAUGAGCUGCCUUUCAAUGUCACCCAUCAGUGCCAGUCAGUGCCACCUAUCAUGCCAGUCAGUGCCGCCUAUCAGUGCCAUGCCCAUCAGUGCCACCUAUCAGUGUCCAUCAGUGCAGCCUAUCAAUGCCCAUCACUGCAGCCUCAUUAGCGCACAUCAGUGAAGGAGAAAAAUAACUUAUUUACAAAAUUGUAUAA